ACAUUUCAUUUACGCUCCUGGCAAAACCAACCGUCGCUGGCUGCCAAAAAGGGAAAGGACCCGCGCGAGACUCCAACUUUGACGAGAAUCGCCGACCAAACGCCAAAGAAUCAGAAAAGAUGGCAAACGAAGCCGUACUCUCGGAAAUCGCAGAUAUCGACACACAACUCAAGAACUGGUUCCUCUUUCGCAGAAUACAAGCAGAGAGAUCACUGUCGAUAAAAAAGUUGCUAGAUGCAAACAACUUCAUUGGGCUCGCUGGAAACAACUCGAAUGUACCAGUAACUGAUCGAGUCUUAUGGCAUGAUAUUGUAAAUGGGAGACCAGAGCUCGAAGACGAGCUAUCACUCAAUGCACGAGAAAUGAAGGCUGACAAGUACAUGGACAUUUUUAAGCAGUCUUGUGACAUCGACAACGAGUGCAGACUUCCAGGGUCCCUCUACUUUCAAUGCCUGCAAAAUCAUUUCAAGGCCAGUAUCUCGGAAAGAUUUCCAAAAUGCCAAGCUGAUUUUGAUAAAUUUAAUCAGUGCCGUAACAAGCUAAAGGAGCAACAGGAAAUGUUUAUUCAAGAAGCCAUUAAAAGGCAAGAUGAACAAGAUUCACUUGCAAAGAAACUAUUCGAGAGGCGGGUGGAACUCGUAAAGAAGCUCUAGGUCCAUCACAUGCCCUUCGCGUGAGGUAAUUGACCGUGUAAAGGAUAAAGCUUUAUAACGUGUGGAUGACACUCUAACUGUUUUUACCACU
Molecule: messenger RNA, 744 nt
Organism: Theileria equi strain WA
Lineage: Eukaryota; Apicomplexa; Aconoidasida; Piroplasmida; Theileriidae
Exons: 4
Coding region: 120-653 (177 amino acids)
Source: RefSeq, a predicted model, not a curated record